CGGGUUUGGGACGACGUUCAACAAGAUAUCAACUCUUGUUACCUACCAAUUUCCCCGCUAUCAGUCGACAACCGCAUGGAUCGACCCGUAUCGCUGCCGUCCACAGCACCGCGCAUCAGGCACGUCGAUUGAUGGUAUCCUCGUGGUUCCCGUCGGCGUACGACCGAGCCGGGCACCACACCCGCCACCGCCCUUACGUCGCGCAUAAAAAAACCAUGGGCCAGCUCGGGCGGAGGCCUCGGGCGCCCCCGUCAUCCUUCGUGGUCCAACGAUCCCGCCGUUAAGCAGACAUGCUCGUCCUCCAGGCUGUCCUCGCGCUGGUGCCCCUGGUCCUCUCCUCCGGUCUCGUCGCCGCGGCGCCGUCCAAGCGCCAUGGCUCGUCUUCUUCCUCGGAAACGACGUCGGUGUACGACAGGUUGGGCAAUUUGGCGCCGUACCACCAGGCCCCGGUUCCGUCUGGAGUGCACGAAGACCUGCCCUCGGAUUGCACGGUCGACCAGGUCAUGCUGAUGGGACGUCACGGAGACCGGUACCCUCUCGGCUCCGAGCUCGUCUACAUCCAAGGCCUGGCCUACAAGAUCGGAAACGCGACGGCUGCUAUCAAAAAGGCCAAGCUGCCCAGCGACCUGGCGUUCCUCAAGGACGGGUACACCACCAAGCUGGGCACGAACGACCUCACGGCUCCCGGGAGGCAGACGCUCUUCGACCACGGCGUCGCCUUCCGCCUGAAGUACCCCCAGUUCAACGCGACCGCCAUCCUCGCUGGCGCUCAGGACCGCGUUAUCGAGUCCGCCCAGUGGUUCGCUCAGGGCUACUACGGCCGCAUCUGGCCCAACAUCUCCUCGACCGUGUUCUCCACCAUCCCCGAGGACGACGUGACCAUCUCCUGGAUCACCCCCAUGGACACCUGCGCCGAUUGGGACUACAACUACGGCAACAACGCCACGAUCACCUGGGGCAACGUGUACCUCCCGCCGAUCGCGAAACGCCUGAACAAGGCCAUCCCCGGCGUGAACCUCACCACGGACGACGUGCACGGCGCGCUCUACGCGUGCGCGUACGACCUCGCCGCCUGGGGCACCUCACCCUGGUGCGGCGCGUUCACCGAGUCCGAGAUCGCCGACUUUGAGUACGAGCUCGAUGUGCUCAUGGAUGGCGCCUUCGGCUACAACCUCCCCGGCAAGAUGGGACCCACCCUCGGCGCGCUCUACGUCGACAAGCUCAUCGAACGGUUCUCGAACAAGACCGGCGACGCGGAGCCCAUCUACCUCGAGUUCGGCCACGACACCACCAUCGACAUGAUCCUGACUGCCCUCGGCCUCGCCAAGGACACGCCAAGACUGAGCGCCUCCGGCCCCGUCCCCGCGCACCGCAAGUGGCGCACCUCCGAGCAGGUCCCCUUCGGCGCGCAGAUGAUCUGGGAAAAGUUCAGCUGCACGUCGAGCUUCGAGGGCCCCCAGAUCCGGCUCGUGCUCAACGACGCGCCGAUGCCGCUCACGUUCUGCGAGACGCACGCGACGAAGGAGUACGGGACGUGCGCGUUCUCCGACUUUGUGAAGGCGAACGCGUUCUCGACGAGCAUCACCUGGGGCGACGCGGCGUGGAACGCGACGUGCGGUGCCUCCGACUUUUAGUAGAGACGUCGUCGUUGUUUAAUACCUUAAGCAAAGGUCGUAAUAUAGUGUAAUGCCCACUGCUUGAUU
Messenger RNA from Punctularia strigosozonata HHB-11173 SS5, 1703 nucleotides. RefSeq names its product phosphoglycerate mutase-like protein. Gene Ontology annotation, molecular function: acid phosphatase activity. The transcript has 6 exons. Bases 291 to 1634 code for a protein of 447 amino acids. NCBI's taxonomy places the organism in Eukaryota, Fungi, Basidiomycota, Agaricomycetes, Corticiales, Punctulariaceae. The record is from RefSeq and is a predicted model, not a curated record.